Molecule: messenger RNA, 624 nt
Organism: Lingula anatina
Lineage: Eukaryota; Metazoa; Brachiopoda; Lingulata; Lingulida; Lingulidae
Product: collagen alpha-1(XII) chain-like
Source: RefSeq, a predicted model, not a curated record
GGAUGAAUACCACACAUCACAACGAUGAAGAUCCACUGUCUUGUUUCAUACGCGUUGGUUUGUGGCGUCAUUUCGGUGGCUCUCGGAGCAUCAUCGUUUGCGGGGGAAUUAAGGCAUUUGGCCAGACGACAGGAAUCCUUCGAAUGCAUACCGCCCCCGCGGGUAGAAAUCGCUUUCUGUUUAGACGCCUCCAAGAGCAUCGAUUUUGAUGAAUUCAAGGCCAUACUUGGUUUUCUCAAGGAAUUCAUCACAGCAUAUAAGAUAGGACCAGACGCGACACAGGUUGCCUUGGCAACGUUUAGCUACGAAACAAGAAUCAUUUUUGAUCUAAAUGAUAACUCCGACUUGGAUGGUAUUAUUGGUGAUAUCGACGAGUUGGCCUCAAAAAAGGCAAAGGAGGUUCAAGGAGGUAGGACGAACACGUCUGGCUGUUUGUACAAGUUGAAAGACGAGAUAUUAACGGAAGAGAACGGUAUGCGCGCUGACGUGGAGAAGAUAGCAAUCGUUGUUACUGACGGGCGGCCAAACGAAGACAAAGAGUUGACAGUACCGUAUGCCAACAACAUUAAAAACGAUGGUACCAUAAUUUUCGCCAUUGGGGUUGGAAAAAGACUGAAACCGUAG